AUGGACGACCACAUCACCGCCCAGCAAGAGGAGGCUCAUCCCACGAAGCUAGCAUUCACCUCCAUUGCUGCACCAGCUCCAGAUACGAGCGGCGAGUCAGCAUUAGCUCCUUCUGAUCUGCAAUAUUAUGACCUUGACACGAAUGGGCCUGCUGCCACGAAAAAGGAGGUCUUCUCAUAUUACGCUUACUACGCUGGCAACAAUGGGAUAGGAUCCUUCCAAUACUCGAAUCUCCUAUUCCAGAACUUGAUCUACCAAGCAGGCUUCAACCCGAAUGUUUUGCCAUUGGGCAGCUCCAGCUGUGAUGUUGAUCCGACUGCACCGUGCCAUGUCUUCUGGAAUGGGGGCACAAAAUCCUACAGCUCUGUCGUCCUGAUCGCCUCGGGUCUGACUUUCCUGUGUCAAGGCUUGGUCUUCAUUGGAGUAGGAAGCUUGGCCGACUAUGGCAACUGGAAUCCCUGGGUCGUCCGAACGUUCUCUGUCAUAUGUUGGGCGUUUGAAUUCGGAUUUCUCGGUGUUCGAAGGGCGUACCAAUGGAGAACAGCGAUGGCUCUCUACAUCUUGAGCGCUAUCACUUUCUGGGCCUCGUAUGUCUUCUUUAACGCCAUCUUUCCGAAGCUCUCUCAUGACCUGCCCGAAGUGCGUACUGCACAUGACGAAAUGUUGGAGGGCAAGAUCAGCGGAGAGGUAUAUGAACAUAAGUGUUCCAUGGCUCGCUCAAAGAUCAUGAACAUGAGUUACGGCUGGAACAACGUCGGAUUUACAGUAUGCGGUGCCCUCUCACUAGCCGCACUGGCAGGUAUCGGUGCGAAUGACUCGACUGCUCAAAACAACUGGGGAUAUUCGGUAUCAGUGGCUGUGUGCACUGGCUUUUGGAUAGUUCUCGCCAUCCCUUGGUUUCUAUGGGAAAAGAAACGUCCGGGACCACCUUUGCCGGCAGGAGACAACUACCUGACCUUCGGCUUCAAACAGACCUGGUUUGCUGCGAAACAGGUCUGGACUUUGAAACAGACUUUCUUCUACAUGGUAGCAUUCUUCCUGCUGGCGGACGGCAUUUCCACCAUUAUCACUCUGGUCUCGAUCGCACAGACCAAAGUGGUUGCUUUUUCCGCCACCCAGAACACUUAUCUGAUCAUGGUCCAAGGAGGAUCUUGUGUCGUUGGCGUUUUCGGCGCCUACUACGUCCAACGACUUUUCAAUCUCCGAACGAAAACCAUGCUUCAGGCCUGUAAUAUUGGAUGCGUUCUCGUCGCUCUGUGGGGCAUGAUUGGGAUUUGGACGACCAAGAUCGGCUUUCACAAUCUGUGGGAAUUUUGGUUUUUCAACGCACAGUACGGCUUCACCAUGGGUGCACAGUUUUCAUAUGGGCAGGCGUUCAUGGCGGAACUGGUGCCUCGGGGGAGGGAGUACAUGUUCUUCAGCCUGCUCGGAAUUGUCUCCAAGGGUUCUGCUUGGAUCGGUCCCAUUGUUUCCAGCGCCAUCGUCGACGUGAACGGGAAUGCAUGGACCCCGUUCCCAUUUGUGGCUGCGCUGUGCCUUGUGCCUACGAUCGGUAUCUUCUUCGUCAGCGAGUCCAAGAGUCGGCUCGAGUGCGCGGAGUAUCUUGCAAAGGAAGCUACAGGCCUGCGGAAAUUAGACAUAACUGCUGCGGUAAAGGAAUGA
Messenger RNA from Exophiala spinifera, 1662 nucleotides. RefSeq lists its product as uncharacterized. Bases 1 to 1662 code for a protein of 553 amino acids. The transcript has 3 exons. Lineage: Eukaryota; Fungi; Ascomycota; Eurotiomycetes; Chaetothyriales; Herpotrichiellaceae. The record is from RefSeq and is a predicted model, not a curated record.